AUGAACCUCAGCCGCCUGUGCCGCUUGCUGAAGCCGGCGCUGCUGUGCGGGGCCUUGGCAGCGCCCGGUCUGGCCAGCACCAUGUGCGCGUCCCGAGACGACUGGCGCUGUGCUCAGUCUAUGCACGAGUUCUCCGCCAAGGACAUCGAUGGACGCAUGGUUAACCUGGACAAGUACCGGGGCUUCGUGUGCAUCGUCACCAACGUGGCCUCGCAGUGAGGCAAAACAGACGUAAACUAUACUCAGCUUGUCGACCUGCACGCCCGAUACGCUGAGGGUGGUUUACGGAUCCUGGCCUUCCCUUGCAACCAGUUCGGGAGGCAGGAGCCAGGGAGCAAUGCGGAGAUCAAAGAGUUCGCUGCUGGCUAUAAUGUCAAAUUCGAUAUGUACAGCAAGAUCUGUGUGAAUGGGGACGAUGCUCACCCGCUGUGGAAGUGGAUGAAAGUCCAGCCCAAGGGGAGGGGCAUCCUGGGAAAUGCCAUCAAAUGGAAUUUCACCAAGUUCCUCAUUGACAAGAACGGCUGUGUGGUGAAGCGGUAUGGUCCCAUGGAAGAGCCCCUGGUAAUAGAGAAGGACUUGCCCUGCUACCUCUAGCUCCACAAGUAUGCGCCCCCCCCCCCCCGGCCCCUGCCCCCUCGGAGCCUUCUACCCGGCACCCAUGACGGUCUGCCUGAAAACCAGCCCGCUGGUGGGGCAGACCCGAGAACUCGGCGUGCACCCCCCGCUGGAGGAAGGUUCCUCGGCCCGGCUCGAGGCUUCCCCCCCCCCCCCACACACCGGUUAUCUUGUGGGAAUAAAACAUACAAAUUGA
This is a messenger RNA of Odobenus rosmarus divergens (Pacific walrus), 811 nucleotides long. RefSeq names its product glutathione peroxidase 4 (gene GPX4). NCBI's taxonomy places the organism in Eukaryota, Metazoa, Chordata, Mammalia, Carnivora, Odobenidae. The record is from RefSeq and is a predicted model, not a curated record. The transcript is spliced from 7 exons. Gene Ontology annotation, molecular function: glutathione peroxidase activity. Gene Ontology annotation, biological process: response to oxidative stress.